GGUGCCCAGAAAGCCAGGGGGCGAGGGGCGUAGAAGCGGCGCGCGGCGGCCACUGGACUAGACGGGACCCCUCCUCGAUUCUACUUAAACACUUCGUCCUCAAAUUGCCGUUCUCGACCAGCCUCUCUCUUCCACAAAACAUCCCAUCCUAUCACCACCAUCCGACUCCGCAACAAGUCUGCCAGCCAAGUCCAGAUCUACAGCACCUCGGCUCCACCCCGAUACCUCAACACACCAAUUUCAGUGAGACGCCAUCUGUGCCGUCCGUCGCUGCCUAUGUCAAUCGAAAAUCUCAAGUCUUACGACCCCUUCGCCGAAGCCGACGAGGACACUGGAGAACAGUCCAAGGCUCCUGACUAUAUCCAUAUUCGGAUUCAGCAGCGAAAUGGACGUAAGACCUUGACCACAGUUCAGGGCAUCCCUGCAAAGUUCAGCCGGAAGAAGAUUCUUGCAGUCGUCAAGAAGAAGUUUGCCUGCAAUGGCACCAUCGUCAACGAUGCUGAGAUGGGCGAGGUGAUCCAGCUCCAGGGCGACCAGCGCAAGGAUUUCCAGGAGUUCCUUACCAGCAAGGACGGUCUUGAGCUCGACCCCAAGACCAUUAAGGUCCACGGUUUCUAAGGGCCCUCAUCAUGUCACGUAUCCUCGACCAGGACUGCUGCGUGGGAACGGCUUGAUUCGGAGGCGAUACCUAAACCAAGGAACACAUCAGGUCUCCUCAUGCCACAGCUUCUCCAGAUAUGGAGACAUCUCGGGCGCCGGAGAGGAAACACUUGACAUGAUACCCCAUCGAUCACGGACAUCGAAUCCUUGGGGGAGUCCUUUUUUGGGGGAUUGAUUGAAGUUGGAGCUGAUGUCCUUGUCGCCACGCGCUUCACUCGUUAUGAUUUCCGCAGUAUUGGCGUUAGUAGCAGAAAUGGCACAUCGUUCAUAUCCCUAG
This is a messenger RNA of Diaporthe batatas, 937 nucleotides long. RefSeq names its product translation initiation factor eIF1. NCBI's taxonomy places the organism in Eukaryota, Fungi, Ascomycota, Sordariomycetes, Diaporthales, Diaporthaceae. Gene Ontology annotation, cellular component: eukaryotic 43S preinitiation complex. Bases 277 to 618 code for a protein of 113 amino acids. The record is from RefSeq and is a predicted model, not a curated record. The transcript has 4 exons. Gene Ontology annotation, molecular function: translation initiation factor activity; RNA binding; ribosomal small subunit binding. Gene Ontology annotation, biological process: translational initiation.